GUCGCGUCGCGGCGCUCACUGGGGGCCCGGCUUUCGCCCGCUGCUGCCGCCGCCGCCGCCGGCCGCGGCUGCUCUCCCAAGAUGGCGGCUCCUCCGGGCGAGUACUUCAGCGUUGGGAGCCAGGUGUCGUGCCGGACGUGCCAGGAGCAGCGGCUGCAGGGCGAGGUGGUAGCCUUCGACUACCAAUCCAAAAUGCUGGCUUUAAAAUGUCCCUCUUCCAGUGGAAAGCCCAACCAUGCAGAUAUCUUGCUCAUAAACUUACAGUAUGUUUCGGAAGUGGAAAUCAUUAACGACCGAACAGAAACCCCUCCUCCCCUAGCUUCACUCAAUGUUAGUAAGCUUGCCAGCAAAGCACGGACAGAGAAGGAGGAGAAGCUGAGCCAGGCCUAUGCAAUCAGCGCUGGUGUUUCCCUAGAGGGCCAGCAGCUCUUCCAGACCAUACACAAGACCAUUAAAGACUGUAAAUGGCAAGAAAAAAACAUCGUAGUCAUGGAAGAAGUUGUUAUUACACCCCCAUAUCAAGUGGAAAACUGUAAAGGCAAAGAGGGGAGUGCACUGAGCCAUGUACGCAAAAUAGUUGAAAAACAUUUUAGAGACGUGGAAAGCCAAAAGAUACUGCAGCGUUCACAAGCCCAGCAACCACAGAAGGAGGCUGCCCUGUCAUCCUGAGUCCACACACACGGAGGACUCUUCCAGCAUCCAGCCAACGAGGCGAUGGUGGUGGCUUCGGCGGAGGCAGGCCGGGGGAGGGAAGGGAUCCUAUAUUUCCUGUUGGCUCUUGUUAACAAAGGGUCAGCAUUUCCAAAUCUUAGACUUGAACAAACAAAACACCCAACAAAAAAGAGCAAGAGAAUAAUUUAAAAGUUGAAUCAUUACUUGACUAACAGGCUUUGGUCCACCAUGUCCUUUUCACAGCCCCCUUCUGGAACAGUCACCUUGUUAAUUUUAUUUUUGAAAAUUCCUUUCCUGCUCUGCCCUUUCACCUCUGACUUUCCUAGUCUGUUCCUGCCAUUGUUUUUAUAAGUGGCUACACUUGCCUUCUGAGUGAUCGAAAGAAACUUUUACAUCUUCUCUUCCAAAAUAAAAAUAACAAGCUGACUGUGAUACUUAAGUUGAGACUAGAGCAGCAGAGAGAGGUCUCACUUUAAAUUUGUCUUUUUUUCUUUCUUUUUUUUUUUCUUUUUUUGCACAGGGCAUGGCUUGAAUUAGUUUUAUUUUUCUUAACUUUAAAUAUAUAUAUGAAAAUAUAUAUUAAAAUGUUCUCUAAAUAUUUUCUGCUUCUUGCAGGUCUCUUUUUACUAGAUCAUGGCCGCUCUUCCCACCUCAUCCCUUCGAAAAUAAAAACGUAUUACCCUCCCCACCACCUAUAGCCAGGCAACUAACUUGACUUGGUUCGCAGCAAGAAUCUUCUGCAGCACUUUCUAGAGCCAGUGUUUGCAGGUGGGAUUCGGCUGUGAGGGUUCCUGAUGGCUUUUUAGUCUUUUACCGUGUGUGUGUACCAGUCUUACAUUGGGCCAGAACCUCAGGAUUCUCCCUCUGCCUUUUGUCUUACUUCAUGGUACUAGAAGAACUUCCUCACCACACUCCCGUCUCAUAGAUGGGAGAGUCCGCUGUCCUGUCUCCUGUGCCCUCUGCAGGAAGAACUCUUUUGCAUGGCACGUCUCAGCUCCUCCUCGAAGGAUGAUUUUCUUCCAUAAGAAACCUGGAGCCCACCUCUCCCGGUCUCUCGAAGUCUGUAUCCAGAGCCACUAGCCCAGGAGAAAGCUUGGGUGACCUGUAGUUUCUCUUCUCCCACCAACCUCCUGCUUUUAUGCCCUUCCCCACCCCCCUUAAAUUUUACAAGCUUAUGAUAGUUUGUAUGUGCUCAGCCAAUGGGCAGAAAACCUGGAGAGAACUUCUGGACUUUAGCCCACCGGUUUGUCUGGUUUGACUAACCUGCUGAGUGCAAAAACUGGCUUGCGGUGCCCCUGUGCCUUCAGGGCAGUCCCGUGGGGCAGAGCGCGCCUCCAGCUGAAUAUCAGGCACCUAGUGGGAAGUGGGUGAUGCUCAUGUGACUGGCUAGAGCUUUGGGGGUGGGGUGGGGGUUAACUACUAUCUUUUUGGCCAUGAUCUCUUUCCCCUUCCUUUUUUUUUUAAUUAAAUAAAUGGAUCAAAAUUAAAUAAUUCAAGCCCUGCCUUCCAAAUGAAAUUUUUUUUUUUUAGUAUUGUUUAGCAAAAACAAUAAAACCCAAAUUUUUUUAACCAUCACUCAUG
Ailuropoda melanoleuca (giant panda) is the source of this 2253-nucleotide messenger RNA. RefSeq names its product LSM12 homolog (gene LSM12). Lineage: Eukaryota; Metazoa; Chordata; Mammalia; Carnivora; Ursidae. The record is from RefSeq and is a predicted model, not a curated record. Gene Ontology annotation, molecular function: RNA binding. The transcript has 5 exons. Bases 82 to 669 code for a protein of 195 amino acids.